AUGUCAAAAAGAUCAUUAUCUCCUGAGCACGAGGAAGGAAAGAAGCUAGCAAAACAUGGUGAAGAUAUGGCUAUUGAUUCGGAAUUGAUGGCACACCACAAAGGGGAGUCGGAUGCCAAGAAGGGUGUUGCUCGUGGUGAGGAAGCUGAGGAGAAGCUGGAGGAGAAACAACACACUGAAGAAAGUGAAAGGACUGCCAUCAACGCUGUGGCUAAUGCCGCUGCGUCUAUUGGCGAUCAACAGAAGGAGCAACAACAAUACGACCAAGCUCAACAGCAACAGCAACAGCAGCAGCAACAACAACAGCAGCAGCAAGCUUAUCAUGAGAACCUUAUCAAGCAAAAGAUUGAACAACAGCAUGCGCAGCUGAUUCAAAGUCAAUCGCCAGAGGGCAACCAUGCGUCAUCUCAUGCUUCUCCAGUGGAACAUCACCCAGGAAGUCCUGGCAGUGACUAUUCACACGCCUCUGGUUCGGGUACCAAGCCCCAGCACGGCACUGAUGAGUGGCAUAGACAAAGAAAGGAUAACCACAAAGAAGUAGAAAGACGCAGAAGAGAAGCAAUCAAUAUUGGUAUCAAGGAGUUGGCGGAACUUAUCCCCACUAGAGACACAAACAAAACUCAAAUCUUGCAAAGAGCAGUGGAGUACAUUAAAAGGUUGAAAGAGAAUGAAAACAACAAUAUUGAAAAGUGGACUUUGGAAAAGUUGUUGACUGAACAGGCAGUUUCUGAGUUGAGUGCCUCCAACGAGAAGUUGAAGCAAGAGUUGGAAAGGGCUUACAGAGAAAUCGAGCGUUUAAAAGAACAGCUCAAGUAA
Lodderomyces theae is the source of this 816-nucleotide messenger RNA. RefSeq names its product Cbf1p (gene CBF1). The transcript has a single exon. Gene Ontology annotation, cellular component: nucleus. Gene Ontology annotation, molecular function: protein dimerization activity; DNA-binding transcription factor activity. The record is from RefSeq and is a predicted model, not a curated record. Lineage: Eukaryota; Fungi; Ascomycota; Pichiomycetes; Serinales; Debaryomycetaceae. The coding region runs from base 1 to 816 and encodes 271 amino acids.